AUGAUCCAUACGUUUCGGACAAGAGGUGGAAACCGUGCGCGUUUCGUGGAAGCGGCAAUUCUUCAUCGCUGGAAGAGUGAACAGAUCGUUCCGCCGGUACAGAAGCUUAGCGACGACAUUCGACGCUCACAGGAAGAAACGCGCCAUGUGUUACUCCUGAUCCGUACCUUUAAGCAGUAUGGACACUACGUUGCUCAGAUUGAUCCUCUUCAGAAACGGGAGAAAUUGCCAGAAUUAGAGCGAUGGAUCAAUGGAGAUCGGUGGGUUGAGACGCCCUUUUUUGAUGAGUUUAAUCUACGCAGUCUUGCGUCCAAGAACCUCUUGGAGCUCACGAGUCAUGGUUUUACAAUCAGUGACUUGGAUCGUGAGUUUUUUAUCGGCCAAGAUCUUUCUAUUGGCCCAGUUGCAACACUCCGAGAGAUUGUGACGGAGCUAAGAGGGCUCUUCUGUGGCCACAUUGGAAUAGAAUAUCAGCAUUUGCGUAAUCGAGAUGCUGCACUUUGGAUCCGCGAGCGUCUUGAAAAGUACAAGGAACACCAAUUCAGCAAUGAAGAAAAGGUGGAUAUGCUGCGUCAAAUGGUGCAGGCAGAACUCUUUGAGCGCUUUCUUGGGCGGCGUUUCUCCGGAGCAAAGCGAUUUUCGAUUGAAGGUGGUGAGAGCUUGAUUCCUGGCCUUUGUGAGCUGCUUGAGAAUGCUAGUAACCUCGGGGUCGAGGUCGUCCAGAUGGGAAUGGCUCAUCGAGGCCGUUUGAAUGUUCUGGCAAAUGUGUUGCAGCGACCCCUCCGUUCCAUUCUUUCCCAGUUUCAGCCGUAUCUGCCAGAUGAGCCGGACUACCCGAACAAUUCUGAUGAUGUGCGGUACCAUCUUGGAACAUCGUCAGUUAUUGAAAUGCGCAACGGCAAGCAUCUGGAAAUUAACUUGGCAGCAAAUCCGUCGCACUUAGAAGCGGUGAAUCCGGUUGUACUCGGCCAAGCUCGAGCCUGCCAAAUGCAACUGGGGGAUAACGGAAGUCGAGUAAUGCCAAUUUUAAUUCACGGAGACGCUUCAAUGUUCCAGGGAUCAGUGCGAGAAGCGUUGGGUUUCAGCUCACUGGAAGACUUUCGAACGGGAGGAACGAUUCAUGUCGUCAUCAACAAUCAAAUCGGCUUCACGACACUACCUAAGAAUGCAGAUUCAGCCGUGUAUUGCACCGAUGUUGCUAAGGUUUCUAGAAGUCCGAUCUUUCACGUAAAUGCUGAUGACCCGGAGGCGGUGGCUAAAGUGAUGAGAAUGGCAGUUGAAUUCCGUCAGACAUUUCACUGCGAUGUGGCUAUUGAUUUGGUGUGCUACCGUCGUCACGGACACAACGAACAAGAUUCACCAGAGAUUACAGCUCCCGUCAUGUAUCACUUCAUUAAAAAACACCCCACAGUCAUCAAGCUAUACUCUCAAAAGCUUGCGAGCGAGGGCAUUUUGCCAUCAGACGACUAUGCAAAAAUGUGUUCCACGUUCGAGAAUCACCUUGUCUCCGAAUAUGACCACUCACGUGAAAAUUAUUCCGGAUGGGACAAUUCCGGCGAUACGUCGUGGAAAACCGAGUGGUAUAGUGACAGGAAGGAUUUUCGCGCUGAGAUUUUGAGCAGUAUUGCUGGUACCUCUAGCACUAGUGGAAGUCAAAUGUACGAUAGAUCGACGGGCGUCGACAAGAAGUUCUUAGAAAGGGUAGGCAGCCAGCUGUUUCGGAUUCCGCAGGGAUUUUCGGCGCAUGAGAAGGUCGAAGCCAUCAUGAAUAAUCGACUGCGCGCAAUUGAGACUGGGGCUCGCGUGGAUUGGGCAACGGCAGAAAUGCUGGCGUUUGGUUGCUUAGUCGUGGAAGGGGUUGAUGUACGACUUAGCGGGCAAGACUGUGAACGUGGUACCUUCAACCAACGCCACGCCGUCCUGUACGACCAAGUUGAGGCUCUGUCUGGGCGCAACUUGUCCUACACGCCUCUGAACGACCUUGACGUAGAGGGAAUAAGAUCCACACUUCAAAUGACCGGAUUAGAAAAUGCACUGCGAGGACGCUUCGACGUAGUCAACAGCCCGCUUAGCGAAGAGGGAGUGCUUGGCUUUGAAUACGGGUACUCCUUGCAAACUCCGAUGGGUUUGACCAUUUGGGAAGCUCAAUUUGGUGACUUUGCAAAUGGUGCCCAAACAGUGAUUGAUACCUUCAUCACGACGGGUGAACAGAAGUGGCAACGGCAGUCAGGAAUCGUGCUCAAUUUACCGCAUGGCUUUGAGGGCCAAGGACCAGAGCACAGCAGUGCACGGAUCGAGCGUUUCCUCCAUCUGGUUAACGAGGACAGCGACGACUUUACACCUGAGCAGGAUGUCGAUGCUGCAAUAACGCGGACGAACAUUCAGGUGGUUAUUCCAUCCACCCCUGCCCAGUAUUUCCACGCUCUUCGUCGCCAAGUAUCUUCCAGCUAUCGGAAGCCGCUGAUUAUGUUCACCCCAAAGUCGCUGCUUCACCACCGCCCAUGCAAUUCAGACUUGGCGGACUUGGCUCUGGGCACGUCAUUCCAGCGUGUGCUCCUACCACACCCGGAUGAUCAAGUUACAAUGGUGAAUGAUGAUGAGAUCCGCAAGCUGGUGCUCUGCUGCGGAAAGAUUUACUUUCCUGUGCGCCAUUGCAUGCGGAGCCGUGGGAUUUGUGACAUCUCUACGACUCGGCUUGAGCAACUAGCUCCGUUCCCGUUUCAUGAAGUGGCAGACUGCAUCGCACGUUACCCCAAUGCGGAAAUUGUAUGGGUCCAGGAAGAGCCGAAAAAUAUGGGCGCGUACAGCCAUGUACUUCCGCGCUUACGGACCGUGCUCAAACAGUUAGGUGAUUCCCGCGAAAUUUCUUACAUUGGACGUCCUCCGUCUGCCUCACCUGCAACAGGCCAGUACGAAGUCCACGUUCAUGAGAUGAAAGCAAUCGUCGAUGAGGCGCUGCGUGAAAAUGAUUAG
Messenger RNA from Peronospora farinosa, 2973 nucleotides. The record is from the annotation of a GenBank genome assembly. NCBI's taxonomy places the organism in Eukaryota, Oomycota, Peronosporomycetes, Peronosporales, Peronosporaceae.